Molecule: messenger RNA, 2622 nt
Organism: Trichogramma pretiosum
Lineage: Eukaryota; Metazoa; Arthropoda; Insecta; Hymenoptera; Trichogrammatidae
Gene: Sema2a
Product: semaphorin-2A
Exons: 11
Coding region: 365-2536 (723 amino acids)
Biological process (GO): positive regulation of cell migration; semaphorin-plexin signaling pathway; negative chemotaxis
Molecular function (GO): semaphorin receptor binding; chemorepellent activity
Source: RefSeq, a predicted model, not a curated record
UAUGUUUGACAACUUGACUCACACAAAAAGGAGACUCGGCUUUUAGUAGCCUUUUGUACACAACUUAAAUACAAUAUCAAUAACAAUCAUCUCAAAAGACAGACUUUCAAAUGUGAUUAAUGUGUCAUUGUCAAGAUCUCAUAAGUCGAUAUAAUAUAUCGAUAUAAUAUAAGACAAAAACCCAUGACUUGAUCUUGUUCAUCAAUAAUAAGACUGAAAUCCCAGUAUAUAGUAUACCUUAACAAGUUCAGAAUGUGCACUAACAAACGACUAGUUUUUUGUUAAAUGUUCAUGUGAUUUUAUUUUUAAGUAAACGAUAAAUGGAUUUAAAUGUGAAUUAAUUCUAAUUGAUCAUUAAAGAACAAUGACUUCAUUCAUAUUCAUUUUUGCGAGCAUACUGUAUUUCAUUACUUUGAAUGCAGUAGCUAAUCGCAUUCAAGGCACUCAUCCUGGUCAUGUUUAUUUUGAACAACCUUGUUGUGGACAUUCUCAUUUACGUCAUCAUAAAGAUCAUGUUCGAGAAUUUACUUGUGGACCACUAUUCUAUAGGACAGUCUAUUUAGACAGCAAUAAUGACUUUUUAUACGUUGGAGCUAUGGACAAAAUAUUCCGUCUCAAUUUGAGUAAUAUCAGCCACUCUAGUUGCGAGAAAGAUGUGCUCAAUUUGGAGCCAACAAAUGUUCCAAACUGUGUUUCAAAAGGAAAGUCAGAGCACUUUGAUUGUAGAAAUCAUAUCAGAGUUAUUCAACCUAUGAAUGGCAAUCGACUUUACAUAUGUGGUACAAAUGCACAUUCUCCAAAAGAUUGGGUCAUCAAUAAUAAUUUAACUCAUUUAUCUCGUCAUGAAUUUGUUCCUGGUGUGGGGAUGGGUAUAGCAAAAUGCCCUUAUGAUCCUGCUGAUAAUUCAACAGCUGUUUGGGUUGAAAAUGGAAAUCCUGGCGACUUACCGGCUUUGUACUCAGGAACAAAUGCCGAAUUUACUAAGGCAGAUACAGUUAUAUUCAGGACAGACCUUUAUAAUUUUACAACUGGUCGAAAGCAGUAUAAUUUUAAAAGGACUCUCAAAUAUGAUUCUAAAUGGUUGGAUAAACCUAAUUUUGUCGGCGCCUUUGAUGUUGACGAGCACGUUUUCUUUUUCUUCCGCGAAACUGCUGUUGAAUAUAUUAACUGUGGUAAAAGUAUUUAUUCUCGAGUGGCAAGAGUGUGCAAAAAAGAUACUGGUGGGAAAAAUAUACUUUCCCAAAAUUGGGCUACAUACUUGAAAACAAGACUUAAUUGCUCUAUACCAGGAGAAUUUCCGUUCUAUUUCAAUGAAAUUCAGAGUGUUUAUAAAAUACCUGACGAUGAUACACGAUUUUACGCUGUUUUUACUACAUCAAGAAAUGGAUUAAUGGGUUCAGCCAUUUGUUCAUUCCACAUUGAUGCGAUUCAAGAAUCGUUCCGUGGAAAAUUCAAAGAACAAGCAACUAGUAGUAGCGCAUGGCUCCCAGUAUUAUCUAAUAAAGUUCCAGAACCAAGACCAGGUCAAUGUGUAAAUGACACUGAAACACUGCCAGAUACAGUACUUAAUUUUAUACGAUCUCAUCCCUUAAUGGAUUCAGCUGUAACACAUGAGAAUGAGAAACCCGUGUUUUAUAAACGCGAUCUACUUUUAACGCAACUUGUGGUGGACAGGGUCAAAGUUACUUAUUCUGGAGUCGAGUCAGACUUUACAAUUUACUACGCAGGCUCAACUAAAGGACGGGUGUAUAAAAUUGUUCAAUGGAUAGAUGCUGAUAAUAAGGCACAGUCAACUUUGAUUGAUAUAUUUGAUAUAACGCCAGACGAGUCUAUUAGAGCAAUGACUAUAUCUCAAAAACACAAAGCUCUUUAUAUCACAACGGAUUACAGAAUUAAACAAAUCGAUCUCGUAAUGUGUUCUCGUCGUUACGAUAACUGUUUGAGAUGUGUCCGUGACCCGUAUUGUGGCUGGGACAAAGAUAACAAUGUGUGCAAACCUUACAAUGUUGGCUAUCUUCAAGAUGUUUCGAAUCAUACUUCUAGCAUUUGUGACAAUAGUAUUGGUAAACGAAAAUUAGCUGUUACAUGGGGUCAAUCAGUUUAUUUGGCUUGUUUCGUUAAAAUCCCUGAAGUUCUUGAAAAUCAAAUGGUCCAAUGGUUUCACUACAACAAAGAAAAGGGUCGAUAUCAGUUGAAUCAAAUUCAUGGUUUGACGAAUGAAAAGUUUAUCGAAACAUCAGAUAAAGGCCUAGUCAUUUUAAGUAUUGAUGAGCAAGAUGCCGGAAGAUAUGAUUGCUGGCUCGGAGGAUCUUUACUUUGUUCCUACAAUGUUACAGUCGAUGCUCAUAGAUGUUCAUCUCCAUCUAAACCAAACGACUAUCAAAAAGUGUAUUCUGAUUGGUGCCAUGAAUUUGAAAAAUACAAGUCAGCAAUGAAAACCUGGGAAAAGAAUCACGUCCAAUGCACAACUUCAAAAAAAAAUACUAGCUUUCAAAAUCUACAAACAAACGAAAUUUACGGAAGUAUUCCAGUAUAAUGUGUAACAGUACAAUUGUGUACAACAACGAUUAGUUCUUAGUGAUUAAAAAAACAUGAUGUCAAAUAAAUGCAAAAGGAACGUCA